Molecule: messenger RNA, 4996 nt
Organism: Perognathus longimembris pacificus (Pacific pocket mouse)
Lineage: Eukaryota; Metazoa; Chordata; Mammalia; Rodentia; Heteromyidae
Gene: Cfap74
Product: cilia and flagella associated protein 74
Exons: 38
Coding region: 1-4896 (1631 amino acids)
Source: RefSeq, a predicted model, not a curated record
AUGGGCAAUGUCGUGUGCCACAGCAACGCCACGCAUGCCACGGGCAAUGCCACGCAUUCCACAAGCAACGCCACGCACGCCAUGGAACGUCCUGAGCUAGAGGAUCCAGAGUUUGAGGUGGAAGCGCUUCCCAGGGGAGCUGAGAUGGCGGCUGGCCCCCGGCCCCACGGUUCACUGAAGGAACAGAGAGCAGCUAACUCUGAGCAGAUGGAGAAGACAGGCGUCCAAGACAGAGUCCAGGCGCUCCGCGUGCGGCAGACCUUGGAGCUCCUGGAUGAGAUGCACGAGGAGAAGGACGCCUCCAUGCAGAAGACGAGGGAGGAGCUGAGCGCCUGCCGCCAGAGGAUGAGCCUGCUCAGCAAGCAGCAGAAGAGCCUGGCCGCCCAGACGGCCCUGGAGCAGGACGCCAACAACAUGGCGGCUGCGGGCCGUCUGGAGGCCGCGUCCCGGCGCCUGCACGCGGAGCUGGAGAACGAGGAGGCCCUGCGGGCCAGGAUCACGGCCACGCUGAGGGAGGACGAGAACGCCAUGUGGCACAUUGAGCUGGAGAAGGGGCAGUUUGAGGAGGCCCGGAAGCACCUCCAGGAGGAAGCCGGGGCCAGAGAGAGGCGGUUGCAGGCGCACGCCGCCCGGCAGCUCCACCAGGAGGAGGAGGCCUGGGGGAAGGCCCAGAGGAACAGGCUGCUGAGGACCCGGAAGUCCAUGCACCUGCAGCGGGAGCUGGGGCUCAGACACCAGAAGCUUCUGGAAGACGCCCAGAAGAACCACAGGGUGGCAGUGAAGUUCCUGAAGGCCUCCUUGGGCCGGGUACGAGAGAGGGAGCAGAAGGAGGAAACCAAGUCCCAAAAGCACAUGAAGCGGCGCAUGGAUGCCGUGCUGGCCCUGAAGAACAAUAUCACCGCCAAUCGGGAAACGCUGCGCAAGUUUCAAGCGUGGGGCCAGGCCAGGGCUGAGCUGGCGGAGCAGAAGGCCCGGGCGGGGAAGGAGCUGACCCUGGCUCGGGGCGGGGACGCCUGCAGACACCUGAUCCACCAGCACCGGCACCAGGAGCUGGAGGCGGAGAGGCGGGCUUUCGAGGAGGAGCAGAAGCUGCGGAGGCAGGAGAUCGUGAGCAAGAUUCUGAAGGAGGAAGCAGAAGAGCAGCGGAAGCGGCAGCGGCACCGGCCGGCCAGGGCCGCCCCACGCAGGACGCUGCGCGACAAGACCUGGACCUACAUCUCUGACUUCUGCGAGGGGAAGGCGGAGCCGGUGACCUCCGGCUACCUGGAGGAGGAGGAGGAGCACGAGCACUGCAAGAACUUGUGGCUCACCAAAGGCCUCUCCACCGAGUCGGUGCAGGUGGACCUGUCGGCCCUCCACACCCCGGAAGACAUCCUGGCCGAGCCAGAGAUCCCCGGGCUCUGGAGCGAGGACCACAAGCUGCACCAGGUCCCCAAGGAGGAGGUGGACCAGAAGCCCGUGGGCGGGACCAAGAUGGAGCGGGACAUCCUGGCCCGCACGGUGGAGCAGCUGCGCGGCGGGAUCGUCCACAAGCAGGUGGUGUCCGGCCGCGAGUUCAAGGGCCGCCCCUUCAACAGCAAGCCCGAGGUCAUCCACUUCAAGGACUUCGACGUUGGCAAAGUGUACAAGAAGAAGGUGACCUUGAUCAACGCCACCUACACCAUCAACUACUGCAAGCUGGUGGGCGUGGAGGAGAGCCUGCGGGACUUCAUCCACGUCGACUUUGACCCCCCGGGCCCAAUGUCUGCUGGGAUGUCCUGUGAGGUGCUGGUCACCUUCAAGCCCAUGAUCAAUAAAGAUCUGGAAGGAAACGUCUCGUUUUUGGCGCAGACAGGAGGAUUUUCUGUUCCACUGAAAUGUUCAACAAAAAAAUGUUCUCUGUCCCUGGACACAGACCUCAUCCACUUCGGCAGCUACACGGUGGGGGAGACCACGACCCAGGCCGUCACGCUGACCAACGUCGGGGGCCUGGGCACCAGGUUCAGGUUCCUCGUGGCCUCCGGGUCCAGCGACGCUCUCGAGGACUUCCAGCCCGAGCUGAAGAUGAGCAGCCUGUUCACCUUCGAGGACAAAAGCGUCUAUGAGAAGAUCCUCACCAGCUCCUCGGAGCCGCACUUCGAGGCCUUCGAGUCCCUGGUGGACCUGCCCAACCGGCGGGAGUCGGAAAAGCAAGACGAAGCCGAUGUGGCCACGAUGGUCAACGGUGGCAUACCGAGCGAGGAGCUGACAGAGAUCACGCUGGGCAAGAUAACCCAGGGGGAGAUCGGACCCUUCAGCUCCAUAAAGGUGCCCAUCAUCUUUGCUCCAGCCAUCCCGGGAGAAGUGGAGGUCAGGUUCAAGGUCAUAUUUAAGGACCCACAGUCGCCACCAUUGCAUUUCAGAGCCCUGGGCCUGGCGGUGGACGUGCCGGUCUGGCUGCCCAGGCCCACCGUGGACCUGAAGAUCUGCAUGUAUGACCGGCUGUACCAGGACUCCAUCCUCGUCCACACGCGGUCCAAAGCAGCCCUGCGCCUCAAGUUUGAAGUCUGCAAGGAGCUGAGAGGCCACAUGGAGCUCCUGCCUGAGACGGGCUACAUUCAGGCCAUGUCCACCUACUCCGUGCAGCUCAAAUUCUUCCCUCGACACUCCCUUCCAGAAGACGCAGGAAAGUACUUCGACAAGGAGACCCGCGUCCUGGAGGCUCCGAUGAUAAUCCGGGUAGCCGACCAGAUCAAGCCAGUGGAGUUCACCGUGCAGGCCAUCGUGACCACCUCGGACCUGGAGCUCAGCCCCUCGGAGGUGGACUUCGGCCACUGCACCGUCUACGAGGCGCUCAGGACGGAGAUCAGCCUCAGCAACCACUCGCUGCUGCCCCAGAUGUUCGGCUUCGUCGGCCUCCCCAAGUUUGUGGACAUCCAGCCUAACGAUGGGUUUGGGACGAUCAUGCCGCUGGAGACUUUGCAACUGGACGUGAUCUUCCAGCCUGCCAAGGCCAAAGAAUACAGCUUCGAGCUGGUCUGCAAAUCUGAGAUAAACAGGUGCUUCCGGCUGUCCUGCCGCGCGGUGGGGGUCCUUCCGCCCCUGGAGCUGUCCCACUACCAGAUCAAGUUCGCCGCCACCGCGCUGUACGACACCUCUGUGGCCACGCUGUACGUCAUCAACUCCCACCUGAGCAUGAACAAGCUGACGCACUCGCUGCCGCGCAUCGGCUCCGAGGAGGCCAGCCCCGUGGGGCCCACGUCCUUCGAGUUCCUCCCGCCCCCCGACCUGCCCAUCACCAUCUCGCCCUCGGUGGGGACCGUGCUGCCCGGGAAGCGAUGCCUGGUCCAGGUGGCCUUCCGGCCUGUGCUGUCCCACGAGGUGAUCAUGAAGGAAGCCAUGCAAAUCACGGCCAAGGAAUUGGAGACCAAGGCGUUCCGGAAGGACACGUUCCUGCAGAAGAAGGAGCUGUGGAAGCAGUCGCUGAAUGCCAUCCGGACACACUCCCGGGACCGGCCGUUCCGGGUCUCCAUUCCCCAGGCCCCAGUCACAACCAAGCAGGAGAUCAAUAGCAGUUCUCCCCAAUAUGAAAUUGCCAAGGCCAACCUGACCAGAACUUUCCAGGGCAAGUUUGACAAGUUCGUGGUCCCCUGCGUCGUUGCCAGUGGUGACCUCAAAGACAGGAAAGCAUUGGAACCGAUGAACUUCAGCCCCCACAACACGCUGUACCUGGAGCUCUGGUGUCCCACAGUGGCUCCUCCAAUCGUGGUGACAUCUGGCAAAGGCCAGACCGUCUUUGACUUUGGGGACAUUGCCGUGGGGCACCGAGGCAUAAUGAAAGUCUCUCUCCAGAACAUUACCUCUGAGGACCUCUCGAUGGAGUUCUCAGUGCUGAACCCCAACGGCCCCUUUGUGCUUCUGAACCCCUCCAGCAAGCUGCGCUCAGGAAAUACCCACGUCCUGGCGCUGUCCUUCUCACCCCACGAGAGUAUUAUGGCUCAGGAGACGCUGAACAUCAUCACCAAGAGGGGCACCCUCACCCUCACCUUCCUGGGCACGGGCGUGGCGUCCAUGAUCACCUGCUCCAUUGAAGGCGACGUCCUCAACAUGGGCUACGUCAUGGCCAGAGAGUCUGUUUCCUCCAGCUUCAAGCUGCAGAACGACUCGUCCCUCCCCAUCAAGUUCUGGGUGCAGCUGGAGAGCCUGUCCAGCACCCGGGCCGAGGCCCGGCAGCAGCUGCCCAAGUUCCUGAGCCCCGCAGCUCACAGGACGGAAGUGGUCGGCACCCAGAACCACAACGGGCAGAGCGUGUUCAGCGUCAGCCCCGUGGAGGGCCUGCUGCUGCCCGGGAAGGCGCAGGACUUCACCGUGACCUUCAGCCCAGACCACGAGAGCCUCUACUACUCGGACCGGCUGCAGGUGGUGCUCUUCGAGAAGAAAGUCUCCCACAGGAUUCUCCUGAAGGGGGCCGCGCGCGAGCACAUGAUGUUCGUGGAGGGCGGGGACGCCCUGGACGUGCCCGUGGAGUCCCUGACCGUGAUGACCGCCUGGGACCCGGAGCACAGGGAAGAGGCCGAGGACCUGAAGCCCAUCCUGGUAACCCUGGACUACGUGCAGCUGGACAUAGACGCGCCAGCCCCACCGGCCACGCGGGAGCUCCACGUGGGCUGCAUCCGCACCACACAGCCAGCUGCAAAGAAGACAGGUGAGUUCACCCUGGACAGCCUCACUUGGCUACAGCACAAGGGCUUCUCCAUCGAACCUUCCAGGGGCUCUGUGGAGCGUGGCCAGACCAAGACCAUCAGUAUCUCCUGGGUGCCUCCUGCUGACUUUGAUCCGGACCACCCUCUCAUGGCGUGGGCCCUCCUGCAGCUCAGAGGGGACGUGAAGGAGACCUACAAGAUCAUCUUUGUAGCCAACGUGGUGACGGGAGCCUAGGGCACAAGGCGCCCUCACAGACACCCUGGCCCCAAACUUGCAGCCUGCGCCCCCAGCGCCCCCGGGCUGUGGGCCAGGUCCGCCCAGAGGCCUGCUCCCC